ACGCGGCGUUCCUCUCGUUCUCCUCCCGGCGCCUGCAGCGGAACCGCAGCGGGCGCUCCCAGGCGCAGUUCCCACGCGGCGUUCCUGUCGUUCUCCUUCCGGCGCCUGCAGCGGAACCGCAGCGGGCGCUACGAGGCGCAGUUCCCACCACCAAAAAUCGCCCCAAAAACCACCAAAAAUCACCAAAAACAUCCCCCUUUCCCCGCAGACGUGGCGUUCCUGUCGUUCUUCUUCCGGCGCCUGCAGCGGAACCGCAGCGGGCGCUACGAGGCGCAGUUCCCGUUCGUGUCGCGCUGCGGCCGCGAGCGGAAUUUCCUGCGCUGCUCCGACCUGGCCGUGGUUUUCACCGCAAUCCUGCCCGGCGGUGGCGAGUGCCGCCUGUCGUACUGCGGCGGCGGCGCCGAGCUGACGGUGCCGUUCCGGCCGGGAGCGCUGGCCGUGCUCCCCGAGAACGGGCGUCUCUACCACCCGGCGCCGGAGCGCGUCGGCGGCGUCGGGUUGGUGCGCUCGGCGUUGGCCCAGGAGUUGAGCUCGGGGUUUCGCUUCGAGGACGGGCCCCAAAAGCCCCCGACGCAUUUCUGGUGGGAAGGGACGGAGUAUCGGCUGUCCGGGGAAAUUUUGGGAAUUCUGCGGGCGGAGAAGUCGGGAUUGGAGGUUGGCGCGGCGAUUUCGACGUCCUAAAGGUCUAAAACGGCCGGGAAAUCCUAAAGAAAUCCUAAAGAAAUCCAAAUUAAAUCCUAAUGAAAUCCUAAUGAAAUCCUAAUGAAAUCCCAAAGAAAUCCUAAAGAAAUCCAAAUUAAAUCCUAAUGAAAUCCUAAUGAAAUCCUAAUGAAAUCCCAAAGAAAUCCUAAAGAAGUCCUAAUGAAAUCCUCAAGAAAUCCUAAUGAAAUCCUAAAGAAAUCUGAAUGAAAUCCUAAAGAAAUCCUCAAGAAAUCCUCAAGAAAUCCUAAUGAAAUCCUAAAGAAAUCCUAAUGAAAUCCCAAAGAAAUCCUAAAGAAAUCCUAAAGAAAUGCGAAUGAAAUCCUAAUGGAAUCCUAAAGAAAUCCCAAAGAAAUCCUAAUGAAAUCCUAAUAAAAUCCUAAACAAAUCCGAAUUAAAUCCUAAAGAAAUCCGAAUUAAAUCCUCAAGAAAUCCUAAUGAAAUCCGAAUUAAAUCCUAAUGGAAUCCUAAAGAAAUCCAAAUUAAAUCCUAAUGAAAUCCUAAAGAAAUCCUAAAGAAAUCCUAAUGGAAUCCUAAAGAAAUCCUAAUGGAAUCCUAAUGAAAUCCUAAUGAAAUCCUAAAGAAAUCCUCAAGAAAUCCUAAAGAAAUCCUAAUGAAAUCCUAAUGGAAUCCUAAUGGAAUCCUAAUGAUAUCCAAAUUAAAUCCUAAUGAAAUCCUAAUGAAAUCCUAAUGGAAUCCUAAUGAAAUCCAAAUUAAAUCCUAAUGAAAUCCUCAAGAAAUCCGAAUGAAAUCCUCAAGAAAUCCUAAAGAAAUCCUAAAGAAAUCCUAAUGAAAUCCUAAAGCAAUCCUAAAGCAAUCCUAAUGAAAUCCUAAAGAAAUCCUAAAGCAAUCCUAAUGAAAUCCUAAAGAAAUCCGAAUGAAAUCCUAAUGAAAUCCUAAAGAAAUCCGAAUGAAAUCCUCAAGAAAUCCUAAUGAAAUCCUAAAGAAAUCCUAAUGAAAUCCCAAUGAAAUCCCAAUAAAAUCCCAAUAAAACAACUCCCUCCUGUGUUG
Molecule: messenger RNA, 1710 nt
Organism: Passer montanus (Eurasian tree sparrow)
Lineage: Eukaryota; Metazoa; Chordata; Aves; Passeriformes; Passeridae
Gene: CUNH8orf82
Product: chromosome unknown C8orf82 homolog
Exons: 3
Source: RefSeq, a predicted model, not a curated record